Messenger RNA from Ipomoea triloba (trilobed morning glory), 787 nucleotides. Its product is annotated as 60S ribosomal protein L19-1-like. The record is from RefSeq and is a predicted model, not a curated record. Gene Ontology annotation, cellular component: ribosome; cytosolic large ribosomal subunit. Gene Ontology annotation, biological process: translation. Bases 31 to 657 code for a protein of 208 amino acids. Gene Ontology annotation, molecular function: RNA binding; structural constituent of ribosome. The transcript has 5 exons. NCBI's taxonomy places the organism in Eukaryota, Viridiplantae, Streptophyta, Magnoliopsida, Solanales, Convolvulaceae.
CGCAGUAUCCACAAUCGAGAGGAAGGGAAGAUGGUGUCGCUGAAGCUACAGAAGCGGCUCGCCGCCAGCGUGCUCAAGUGCGGCAGAGGCAAGGUCUGGCUCGACCCAAAUGAAGUCAACGAGAUCUCCAUGGCCAACUCUCGACAAAACAUAAGAAAAUUGGUGAAGGAUGGUUUCAUCAUCAGGAAGCCAACCAAGAUUCACUCAAGGUCUCGUGCACGUCGGAUGAAGGAGGCCAAGAGGAAGGGCCGUCAUUCUGGAUAUGGUAAGCGUAAGGGUACUAGAGAGGCCAGGUUGCCCACUAAAGUGCUAUGGAUGAGGAGAAUGAGAGUUCUCAGGCGCUUACUUCGCAAGUACCGGGAGUCUAAGAAGAUUGACAAACACAUGUAUCAUGACAUGUACAUGAAGGUUAAGGGUAAUGUUUUCAAAAACAAACGUGUCCUGAUGGAGAGCAUUCACAAGUCUAAGGCCGAAAAGGCCAGAGAGAAGACCUUGUCUGACCAGUUUGAGGCUAAGAGGGCCAAGAACAAGGCAAGCAGAGAAAGAAAGAUUGCUAGGCGAGAGGAACGUUUGGCUAAGGGCCCAGCAGAGAGGGAAGCUCCAGCACCAGUGCCUCAAACUCAGCCAGCUCAGGGAUCUAAGAAAUCAAAGAAGUGAAGCCCUGGUCUUUGAUUCCAAGGACUUGGUGAAUCUUUCCCAGUUUUAUGUCUUUAGAAUGGCAGUUAAAGUUUUUUUACUUCAGUUUUUGGUGUUCUGUUUUGAUGAGACAAUGUAACCUAUAUGACAA